CGGAGAUCUGCAGGUCCAAAUGGGAAGUUGUCAUAGACAACCGUCCAAAGUCCAAGCACUCGUAGGCGGGCCCAGUGGCAGGGACCGAUUCGGCCGCGCCGUGCCUUCAUGGUUCUUCUAGUCCGCCGACGAAGGCUGGACCCACCACAACCGCAGGAGAAGAGGAGCGGCGGCUGCGCUUGCGCAACGGCAUAACUCUCUCCCGCGCGGCCGGCCGCCUUGGCGUCGCGGACGUGCUCGUGCGCCCCCGACCCAAGCCGGGCAUGUCGGCGUCGGAUCUCCCGGACGAGCUGUGGGCGCGCGUCCUGGAGCUGGGUGCCGCGUCGUCCGCGCUGGGGUUCCGCGACCUCUGCUGCCUCGCCAUCACCUCCCGCCGCCUCCACCGCCUCUCCCUCCACUCCUCCCUCUGGUCGGUGCUCCUCUCCCGCGACUUCCCCUCCCAAUCCCAACCCUCCUCCUCCUCUUCCUCCUCCCAGCAGCAGCAGCAGGUCCACCCCAAAUCCCAGUACAAAACCAAGUUCGAGAGGCACAAGGUGCGGAUGGCGGAGGCGAGGCGGCGGGUGGUGUUUGAGGCGGAGGCGCGGGUGCUUGCGUGCAGGAGGCGGCUAGCGGAGCUGGAGGAAUCGAUGCGGGCGGAGGGGGAUAGGAUGAAGGCCGCCGCGCAGGAGUUGGACAACCUCGAGAGGGUCAGGAGAGCUUCUGUUGCAUUAAAUGUAUGGCAACCGCAAGUUGUUCGUGGGCGUCAGAAGCAGUUGGUUCAGCAAUGCACAGUUCAUGUUGAUUCCCGUCUUAGUGAUCUAAACAUGGAACUGAAAGUUUGUAAGCAACAAAUAGCAACAUCUAAGAAUAUUUAUAACAAGGAGAAGCAGAAGUUGAGUGAGUAUGAGGAAACAUUGGAACGAGCAAAAUAUCAUCCGCUGCGGAAUAGUCAUACAGGCGCAAUUGCCAAAGAACCGCAUGCAAAGAGGAAGAAACUAAAGUAAGGCUACUGCUUGUCUUCAGGUCCUCCUUUGCCUCAAGAUAACAAAACCUGCGACGCAGAAGAGAUAAUGCAUUCAUCUCGGGGAAAGGCGGGUGCUGAUGUAUUUGCAGAUUCGGACAGCACGGCAAAGCUUCUGCGUGCGGUCGUUUGCUUGUGCAUGUGUACACUAUGGCCGGGGCGUUCGUCCUUGCCAGGCGCGGCGAUGAUGCUAUGAUAGGAAGCACCUUCGGUCGUUCCAUGUUGCUGAAAGAAUCUUGUUCACAUAUGCUGUACACCGUCCACCGGCCAGCUAAUUCUAUCGCAGAAAGACGCCGACUAUUCUAUGGCAGAAUAGUCUGGCGUCGAUGCUUAUCCUUCGCGAAGUUGUGGGCUAUAGCAGAAGCUUGCCAGAUUUGACUUUAUUCGUUCAGUUGAAUAUUAACUUGUACGCAACUGUUUAGCAUCGCAACUUGUCUAUUUUCCAUUACUUAAAAAAUGAAAAGAAACUUUUCCAUCU
This is a messenger RNA of Phragmites australis (common reed), 1478 nucleotides long. Its product is annotated as F-box protein SKIP24-like. The coding region runs from base 264 to 983 and encodes 239 amino acids. The record is from RefSeq and is a predicted model, not a curated record. Gene Ontology annotation, molecular function: myosin binding. The transcript is spliced from 5 exons. Lineage: Eukaryota; Viridiplantae; Streptophyta; Magnoliopsida; Poales; Poaceae.